Messenger RNA from Lindgomyces ingoldianus, 1413 nucleotides. RefSeq lists its product as uncharacterized. NCBI's taxonomy places the organism in Eukaryota, Fungi, Ascomycota, Dothideomycetes, Pleosporales, Lindgomycetaceae. The transcript has a single exon. The record is from RefSeq and is a predicted model, not a curated record. The coding region runs from base 278 to 1348 and encodes 356 amino acids.
CCGUGCGUUAAGCGAUGGAAUACAGUAAAGAAGGCUGCCGUUGCCCCGCCAGACUUCCGAAGUUGUUCCGUGAUCCAGAGGGAAGAAACCACUCCACUCACACACACGCAUCGCAUCUGCUGCGAGCUUUGAACCCACUCCACACCAAGCAACUGAAACUUCUUAAGCCGUUUAUUAUUGGCUCGACGUCUUUCUUUCUCUCCUUGAACUCCCUGUAAGACACUCAAGCCUCUUGAUUCACCGAUACCGGGACGUUACUUGAUUUCCACAACACUCCAUGUCACUCCUACAAUUGCCUCCAGAGAUUCUGAUACAAGUUAUGAAUCAUGUGGGCUCGUCUUAUUUCCGUGAGGACUUAGGACGCCUCACAGUCUGCAAGCAGUGGUUCAGAUUUGCUCGUACUGCGUGCUUCAAGGACCUUCAACUUUUUCAAAAGACCCUACGGCGUUUGCUAUCUUCUCGGGAGGUGGGGAGGAGCCUGCUUCUGAUCAAAGACAGCUUGGAAAUUCUGGACCUUGGCCUAAAGGGAUUUGAGGGCUGGAGCUCUAUACCGGAGUCACAAAGCUAUCCGCAGGAUGUGAAUGCUUUGGUUGCCUCAAGUUGGGACGGAGAUCUCGGACGCGCAUUGCUCACAGCUUGGACAACAGCCCUGGAUAACGACCUAGCCCAACUUGCAAUUACAGCCAAAGAAUCUCGAAAAUUGCGGAUAAUACGUAUCCAAGCCUCAAGCGAACACCAUCCUCUGCUCCCUCUUCUUCCCCGCCGCGAUUAUCUCUCACUGUCCACGAUACGAGCCUUCCUGUCGGGAAAAAAUCUGACGGCCCUGGAGCUAGACCUUUGUGGGACCCUCUUGAUGCCGCGACAAGAGCAUCGUGACGAUUUUCACGUUUGCACGAGUAUCGGCGCCCUUCUUACUACUCUAAGACGUCUUCGACUACGCAUGCGCAGCAUCUGCGCAGAUGUUCUGAGACCCCAACACCAUGACACCAGUUUACGCUUAAGUGAGGUGCUCAUCAACCUCAGCCUGUCUAAUGAGUCACCGAUGACAACGUCAGCGGCGCACUCCACACGAUGCGGUCCCACAGGCGGAGGAUUUCUUAAACUAAAAGCGGAUAUCGAAGAUCAGGCGGAAGCACUUGCGGCCCAUAUGGUGUCUCCCAAAAUCAUAAGAAUCCUAACUCAUACGCUUCCGCAACUCGAAAUGCGGUCGUUGGAUGUUUUGACCGGUAAAUGCAUGAAACUCGCUGACGACAUGGCGUGGGAAGACGACGGUGGGACUGUCCAGGACGAUUCAGACCUAGAGUCUGAAAUUCUGGGUGAUGACUUCUCUACGCCCUCUGAUGAAUAACGGUGCAAACACAGACCCAUCUAUUGAUCGGCUCAUUUUCACGGGUACCCAGUUAUCGCCAUGUG